CCCCCUGCCCCUGCAGCCGCUCUUCCAGGCGUUUUCAGCUUUCCCUAUGGAUUAAAGUCGGCGCAUUCUGCAGCUCUCAGGUUUCACUCUACACUACGAAUCCGGAGGGAUUGUCCUGCCCAAGCAGUCUAGCCCCACUCCUGAGGUUUCCGUCCUUGGAGAAGAAUGUGAACUUGUUAAGUUUUGCAGCUUUUGCAGCCUCGAAGUUGAAGGUGCACGGUACGAAAGCGCAACACAGGGGUCUGCAACAUUUCCCCACACACACACACACACACACACACACAUCUGCACACGCACACACACGCAGCCUGCGGAUGUAAAUAAGAUAUGAAGAGUGUGAGGACAAAAAGAGAGAGUGGAAUAAUGAAGCGUGAGUGCGGCUUCUGCAGCCUGCUGCUGUUUCAUGCCAUAGGAAUGAGGAUGAUGAUGUGGCGAUGAAGGAGGAAUGGUCGCAACCAAGGACAGUCCUGUGUGAGCACUAAACAGCUGGAACCGCUGGAACCGCUUUUGUGAUGGCUCUGGGAGCAGGGAUGAAGCUGAAAGUGAAGCGGCGCCACAUUGUGGUCUUUCUGUCUCUCCUCACCCUGUCAGUAGUGAUGAUAAACACAUAUUCACCUUUGCCCUGUGAACAGAAAUGUUUGCUAUCACAAGGGCCUCACCAACCCUCUGAGGCAGAAGCAAGGAUCUCUAAACAUCUACGUCCAAACAUACAUAGGGGAUCUUGGAAGCUUUCUAAAAUGAAAGCUUCAGAAAAGCACACACUAGUAAUUGACCAGCACCAACGUAGAGGCAAUAAACUACAGGAAAAUGUCAAUUUUUCAACCAGAAGUAAUGCAAAAAUAUUUGUGAAACUAAAACAAGGGUUUUAUCAAGGCAGAAACAAGCACUCCUCCAAGACAUAUAUGGCCAAUACAAAGGAAAGGUUGUCCAACCAACCAGGCAAUGGCAAUGACUCCAAAUAUGCCAGCCACCUUGUUCCCAGACAUGACCAAACCAUACCUCAGUCUGCCAGCAUGCAUUCCCUCCACCCAGACAUUAAGCCAUGCAGUCACAAAUGCACUCCAGAUGGGCGCAAACCAGAGGGGCUGAAGUGGAAAGCCAGUUUAGGGCUGUCUGCAGAACUUGAAUGGGCCUCAAAAGGAACCAAAACAUAUGAAAGACAAGCAAAGUUUUCUGGGAAGAAGCGGCACUACUCUAUGGUUGAAAACAACAGUGUCUCUGGAGAAGGGGCUGAGGGGAGGGACUUCAAGACUAGUUGGUGUGAGACUUUGCAUGAUCAGCAUUUCAGUGAAGAUUGGGCUCAAACUAGAGCUGAAUCUUUGCCCUGGUUUAGUGAGGAUGAUGUGAAGAAGAUGAAUCUCCUUGCCAGAGGCACUGUGUUGAGUAAAGCCAGAAUUCCAGGCCAUGGCCAAGUGCUUCAAGUGGGACUUGGUGGUUGCAAUGAAAACACCGCUCCACUUACGGGGGACCAUAACAGACUCUGCCACACAGAACAGUGUGCCCUGAUCAAGCGCCCGAGUGAUUGGUUUGAGGUUCUUGCAUUCCAUUUGGAUAGGAUCUUGGGUUUGAAUCGCAGUCUUCCAGCAGUGCUAAGGACUUUUCAUAGUGAUCUAUUACCAUAUAAGUAUACCAGUGGUUCUGGCAGACCUGUGGUGUGGUGGGACCCAGAUAUUCAGCAUCUAGCUGAUGAUGAUAAUGACCAGAACUCUUUUUCCCUCACCUGGCCCCAGUAUCAGGAUCUGCUAAAAGCAAGAUGUGGGAUGCAAGUGCCUCUGAACUCAUCAGUGUGUGUAGGUGUACACCAUUCAGAAUGGGGAAGACUGGCACUGUUUGACUUCCUGCUACAGGUGAAUGACAGACUUGACCGAUACUGCUGUGGGUUCCAGCCCGACCCUGCUGAUAUGUGUGUGGAGAACCUUCUCAAUGUUAAAUGUGCAAACCCUAAAGAUUUAAUGCUGGUGCAUAUUCUGGUUCGGAGGACAGAUCCCUCCAGACUGGUCUUUAUAGAUAAUGCAGGCAGGCCUCAUCACCCACAAGACAACCUCAACUUCAGACUGAUUGAGGGCAUUGAUGAGUUUCCGGAGAGAGCUUUGUCAGUGCUGCGGUCUGGCUGUCUAGAGCCGCUGCUCCUGCGCUCGCUGUCUGUGGAUAAGGAGCUGUGGGAUAGUCAAGGAGGAGCAGCAGGCCUCAGAGCCACCAUCCACAAUCUCCAGCGCAGAGCUCAAAUCCUGCUGCAGCACAUCCAGAACAAGAGAGUAAACACUGAUCUGUGAAACUAUACCUAUUCAAAAGAACUUAUACUGACUACAAGCAGGCAAGGUAAAAGUUUACAAGUUGUGAUUUUUUAAAUUAAUAAUAGGUUGUGAUAUCUGUAGCUGUUGCUGCAUCUUGUGCAUAAUAAUAAUAAGAAGAAUAAGAUACUAAAUGUUGUGCUACAGUUAUUUGGCAAUGUGAAACAACGGCUUGGUGCAGUGCACUUAUAAGAAAGUACUUCAUCUAAUAUUGAUGGUGACCAUUCUCAAGAAUGAAUUUGGGAUGUUUUUAUUGAUUUUUUUUUUUCUUACUGGUACUCUAACCUAAAAGUAAGCUAGUUAAGUUAGUUAGCUAGUUAAGGCAUCUGUGUCUCCUGUAGUCCUAUGUUUGAUUUAGCAAAUGUGGGAAGCAAAGUUAAACUUUAAAAAAAAAAUGCAUCAUACAAUACACUUUUGAUUUGUGAGGCUGUUUUACAGAAAUGAAUUUGGUCUGUUGUGCAUUGCACAUUGUUGUGUGCUCAAAAUUCUUACAAAAAUCCCAUUAUGCAGUAGAAAUGUCCAAAGAUUCAAUAUAAUCAACAGGGUUGAUUUUAUCAGUUCUGAAAAUCUAGAUUACAUCAUCUUUUACUAAUUAAAGCUAUUCUUCACAAAAAAAAAUUAUGUUAUUAUUUACUGGAAGCAGCGAUCACAAUAAUGCAUGACACAUAAAAGACUGACUGACUUGUUUCCAGGUUAUUAAGAGAUUACAAUUAACGUUACAAUUAACCUUAACUAUGUUAAGAUAACAGCUUUGCAAUGAAAUGAUCUUUCUUUGUUUUGUUUUGUUUUUAAAGGGAGAAAAUGGUGUCUAAAUUUCAGUUGUAUAUAAGGUCGUCGAACUGCUAUAAAAUUGUCUGUUUUACAUAAUAUAUUCUUGAUAAGCAUCAUGUGAAUACUAGUUGUACUAGUUUUUGAUACAUGAUCAAAUAACAGUUAUUUGUAGUGUACUCAGACUUUUGGACCGUACUGGGGCCAAAUCUGCCAGUCAUCUGCUGCAGUGUGAACAGGAGAACACACUGAAUGUGGCCUGCUGUAGACAGCUGAAGAGAUGCUGCUAGGUGGAAAGGCAUGUCUAAGAAAGGAAAUACUGUGUCAGCAUUUCUUUUGCUACAAAGAGAGUUAACUCUUUCAGUUGUACAGCUUUGCUCGGUUGACCAACUUGCACACACAUUUUGGUGCUAAAUAGCUAAACAAUUCUUCAGUGUUUUAGCUGAGGUAUGAGGAUUUAGGUAUGAGGUGUGAGACUUAAUAAAGUUUUCUUUUCCCAGAAUGUUGUAAUGUGUAUGUUGUUUGUACUUAUGUUUUUUUUUUUUUUAUGCCUGCCAUAAUAAUUCUUUUUGGAAUUAUUCAGGAGAAUUAAAUUGAAUUGAAUUUGGUCAAAGGUCAAGCUUCUCUAUAUUAUUUGUUUGGGGGUUUCAAACCUCCGAGCAGAAAUACACUGCUGUCAGAACAUCUGGAUAACGUUGAUGUAACUAUGAACAAACUACGAACUUCAGCAUUAUGACAACGUAAAUAAUAUUACCAAAUUAACACUUGUAUAAUUGAUCUUUUUUUUUUUAAUAAUAAUCCAAAUCAGCCAAAUAAUCAACACUUGCAUUAGACAAUGUUCAUACAAUCACUGAGUAAAACUAAGCCCAUGAUGAGCAAUAACACCUUAAUGAACAUGUUUUCGGUUGUUAACUGGCAACAUUCAGAACUGAGGCUGGAAAGCAAGUUCAGAUAUUUAUACCUGGAGGUCAGUAUUUU
Pangasianodon hypophthalmus (striped catfish) is the source of this 4037-nucleotide messenger RNA. RefSeq names its product golgi associated kinase 1A (gene gask1a). Gene Ontology annotation, cellular component: Golgi apparatus. NCBI's taxonomy places the organism in Eukaryota, Metazoa, Chordata, Actinopteri, Siluriformes, Pangasiidae. The record is from RefSeq and is a predicted model, not a curated record. The transcript has 5 exons. Bases 513 to 2273 code for a protein of 586 amino acids.